AGGGUUUUUUUUACCUCCCCUACCGCCUCAGAUUUCCUCCUCCUUCAUUCUGCUGCUCCCACCCAUCUCUGCUCCACCACAUUUCAACUCAGCUUGAAAAACCCAAGAGACCAUUUAUUUGGGGUACAGAAAAAAAGAGCCUGCAUGCUGAGGGGAUACCAAAGGCAACCAACUGCAGCUAUGGGCAGAAAGCAACGAGCUUCCUCUGGACUCCACAAUCACUGUGAGAAGUGUUUCAACCGGCACUGCCAAGCUCCAGUCGAGCCCACAGUCUCUUGUGUGGUGAUCAGUUGCCGGUCUCACUGCGGUGCUGUUUUCCAUAUGUGUAAAGAGAAUGAGCACCAACUCCUGUGUCCGCUAGAGCAAGUCUCAUGCCUCAACUCUGUUUAUGGCUGCCCUUUCACCAUGGCCCGUUUCAAAGUGGCCAAACACCUCAGAGUCUGCCCCGCCAGUAUCGUUUCCUGUUCAAUGGAUUGGAAUCGUUGGCCAAACGUGGAUUCUGAGGCCGUUCUGCACCAGAACAUUAUGAAAGAGGAGCCCGGCGAAACAUGUUUAGAUGCGGCCCUUGCCUUGAGAGAUCAGAAAGCUCUUUUUAAGACACUCAGAAUGGCUGAGUUUUUCCCAGAAUGCAUGGAGGCCUGUCCUGUAGAUGAAGAAGGGACUGAUGAUGCUGAGUACUACCUAGGAGAAGGAGCUGGUCAGUCUGAAGCAAUUAAGGCUGAGGCAGCUGGGCUCAGCCAGGAAGAGCGUGAGAACAUUGCCAAGGACAAAGAAGGGGUCGAUUUAGUUGGUUACAAAACCUGGGAAAACAUCUUCAGUAAAGAAUUCAAAGCGUGCACAGUAACAGGCCAACUGGCCAAAAACGAGGGAAGUGGAACGGAGAGCAAGCCUCUGAAAACAGGACCAACUUCUGGUGGCAAUGAGAAAGGAAAGCCACCAGAAGAAGGUAGCAGUGUGGGAGACAGUGAAAAAAACCAAGCCUCUCCUGAAGUGAAUUUAGCAGCUGAAAAGACGGGUUUUGCUCCUUGGCAAGAUGGAGUUUUGGAGAGGCUAAAAAAAGAGGUUCCUAUAGGGGAUUAUAAUAUGUAUCUGGUGCACCAUGGAAAGAUGCUAAUUCAUUUUGGUCAGAUGGCUGCUUGCACUCCCAGAGAGAAAGACUUUGUAUAUGGAAACCUGGAAGUUCAAGAAGUGAAGACUGUAACCACCUUCAGAGUGCCAGUCAGCUAUUGUGGCAAAAGAGCACGCCUUGGGGACGCCGUGGCGCAUAGAAAGCCAACUAAGAGCGUAUCUGUGGAUACUUCAGAGUUAGGAGUAAGUCUGGAGGCUCUUCCUAAAUCCGAUGCAAUCAAAACUACACUGCUGUGUGCCUUGGAGAAGGAACUGAAAGGGCACGAGAUCUCUGAAUCAAAGAGCGUCGAUGCUCUCUUCAUAGAUUUUGGGACGCAAACGUACAACUUCGCUACGGAGCCUUUCGCUUCCACGGCCGUUCUAGCAGACACACUAGAUGCUGAAGACCCGCCGAGUCUCCACCUGCAGCUCAGCAGUGAGAGUGUAACCCAAAGGCACAACAAAAGCAACUCUGCUUUCACGUUCUCUUGCAGCCACGUUUUCAGGAGAGACGAGUUUCCUUCGCAUUUCAAGAAUGUUCAUGCCGACAUCCAGUCCUGCCUGAAUGGAUGGUUCCAGCGUCGUUGCCCACUUGCCUACCUGGGAUGCACUUUUGUUCAAUACCCCUGGCGCCCGGCUGGGCAAAGCUCAAAUGUCAUCUACAGCCAGCACCUCAAGACAUUUGCCCUUAAGCCAGAGGUUGACCCCGUGCUCUCGGAAGCAAAGAAAUUUAACUUGAGCAGAAAUCGCAGGGGGAAAGAAAUGGAUGUUCUGAGCAGCCUUCCCCUGGAGAUCCUGAAGUACAUCGCUGAGUUUUUGGAUAGCUACAGCUUGUCUCAGUUGGCUCAGGUGUCGGUGCAGAUGAGGGACAUCUGUGCUACUCUCCUGCAGGAGAGAGGAAUGGUCCUUCUGUUGUGGGAAAAGAAGAGAUAUUCUCACGGGGGAACUUCUUGGAGAGUCCGCAAAAAGAUCUGGAAAUUUAGCAGCCUGUUCUCCACAGUUAAUAGCUGGCAAUUCAGUGACAUCCCUUCAAUGGCUGCACAUUUAAAGACCUGCCCUUUUUAUGAGGUGGAGAGCAAGGAGGACCCUGUUUUGCUGCCUAGCCUGUUUUCACCUGAAGAACAGAUGCAAGACACUUUGGUCUCCACAGUCAGACACCGCCUAAAGAAACUUCAGAGAAGACUGAAUUGAUUUUGAGAGAGAGGUUCUUUUGGAUCUGGAAGAACUCUAUCAGAACUUUAGCGGGUCUCUCUGAAAUGGAUUUCAUAUUCUUUAUUAGUGUGUCAACAACAACAACAAAAUCUUAGCUGUAUGCUUUCAGGAUAGAAUGAAACAGAGGGUGCAAUCCAGAAUCUUUCAAAUAAAUGGGAACUUUACUCCUGACUUCAACAGAGUGGUGAUUUUAAAAAGAACUCAAGAUAUUUUCAUUUCAACCAGCUUUUUAUUCAUUGUUGUGUCUUGCUGAAAUCUUACUGCUUUUUUUAAAGGGUAGAAGAAGGUGGAUUUUAACCUAAUGGUUUUGAAUGCUCCCUUACAAGGGCAAAUGCCUUGAAAGUUGUCUUUAAAAUGUUUUAAUGAAUGAAUGAAAAAUACAAUUGCACCCAAAAUCUUAAGGAUUGUGACCAGCAGCAUGAACAACAUAGUGAUGAAUAAUACCUAUACAUUUUUGUUGCACUGCCUCCCCCACCUUUCAAGGUGAGGUGAAGGAAGAAAAAUCUAGCUAUCCUUUAGUUUAAAACAUAUUGGGAAUGGAACCUUGAAUUAAAAACGGAGAACAAGUAAAAUGAAAAGUUUAUUUGAAGUUUUCACAUUGUCAUUUCUUCAGUCACAUUUAUGGGUUCUGUUCCCUUACAAAGUUUAGAAUCUGAAAAGAUUUUUGGCAGGAGCCCUCAAAAUCUGUGUUCAAAUUAGUUCCUUAAAGGUCCACCACAGCAAGGUACAUAAGGAAUCGUCAGAGCAAGAGCAGCAUGGAAGAGACCUGCAGUGGGGAAGGAAAGUGGGUUGCCUAUGAUUGCACGGAAGA
Molecule: messenger RNA, 3130 nt
Organism: Zootoca vivipara (common lizard)
Lineage: Eukaryota; Metazoa; Chordata; Lepidosauria; Squamata; Lacertidae
Gene: FBXO40
Product: F-box protein 40
Cellular component (GO): cytoplasm
Molecular function (GO): zinc ion binding; ubiquitin protein ligase activity; protein binding
Source: RefSeq, a predicted model, not a curated record